Molecule: messenger RNA, 2120 nt
Organism: Exophiala mesophila
Lineage: Eukaryota; Fungi; Ascomycota; Eurotiomycetes; Chaetothyriales; Herpotrichiellaceae
Exons: 1
Coding region: 153-1871 (572 amino acids)
Biological process (GO): amino acid transmembrane transport
Molecular function (GO): amino acid transmembrane transporter activity
Source: RefSeq, a predicted model, not a curated record
CUUUUUAAUAACUAUUCCACGAGACAGAGCCUCCUGGCUUGAUUGUCGUGACUCUGACCCCUUCAUUUACCUUCAGAAGAAAUCCAACAGGCGCUUUGAUAUCUAAACUCCUCAGAACGGUUGAUUGUAUGCCGACGUCACAUUAACACGUCAUGGCCGACACACCUCGAUCCAACGCUGAGGACGAGCGUGUAGCCCGGGUGAUAUCAGGUCAUCUUCCAUCCGGCUACACGGCAGAAUGGGAUGCUGGACAGAGUGCAAACGGCGAGCCUGCCGUCGAUGGAGCAGAGGCCGCUAAUGAAUCGUCACUCCUGCUUGAGGGAGGCGACAUCACUAGAGACUUAUACAAAAUCCACCAAAGGGCCAAACUGAGCCAGCGAGCCGCAACAUUCUCACAUCCUAACGAGAGCUCAGCUGAAUUCGAGAACGAUUUGACUGUCGCUGAGCAACGUCUGCCCGGUGGGUUUCGUCGACAAUUCGUGCAGAAGAAAUAUGGCAGGUUCAAUCCAGCGGUGAUCCCCGUGACGAGAAAUUUUGUUGAGUUUCUUGCUCUCUACGGCACGUUUGCGGGUGAGGAUCUUGAGGAUUCGGAUGAUGAAGCAAUUGAGGAUACGGAUGAAGAUGACGAAGCUCCUAACGAACGACGACCACUGCUGGAACGCCGUCGAAGUACUAGGCAGACCCAAAAAGGCGAUGCGGGCAGAACCAAGACCUUCUUCACCUUGCUCAAGGCAUUCAUCGGGACGGGGAUCAUGUUCCUGCCUAAGGCGUUCAAUAAUGGAGGCAUUGUGUUUUCAUCCAUGACUCUGAUCACCGUGGCCGCCGUUACCACAGUUGCAUUUCAUCUUCUGCUUCAAUGUCGCCAGAUCCACGGAAAGUCCGGAUAUGGCGAGUUGGGAGAAGUCAUCGGCGGACCCAAGAUGCGAGCUGUCAUUUUGACCUCGGUCACCAUUUCACAGCUUGGAUUCGUUUGCUCCGGCACGAUUUUUGUGGCACAGAACCUACAUUCUUUUGCCAAGGCCGUGUCGCACGGUCAGAGUCCCAUUUCGACCAACAUCCUCAUCGCUCUGCAAUUGAUUGUGUUGAUACCACUAUCGUUUAUCCGGAACAUCUCAAAGCUUGGGCCUUCGGCUCUGAUUGCAGACAUCUUCAUCCUCAUCGGACUGGGAUACAUAUACUGGUACGACAUUGCAGCGCUGGUCGCGGAUGGGUUGGCCCCGACCGUUCAGUAUUUCAACCCGGACCACUACACGUUGACGAUUGGGGCGGCGAUCUUCACAUUCGAGGGGAUUGGAUUGAUUCUUCCAAUCCAGUCGUCCAUGGCCAAACCAGAACAGUUUGAACCAUUGCUCUGGCUGAUCAUGCUGCUUAUCACAGUCAUCUUCACCUCGAUCGGAGCCCUGUGCUACGCUGUGUUUGGUUCAGCGACCGAGAUUGAAGUCAUCUCCAACUUCCCGCAGGACAGCAAGCUAGUCAACGCAGUACAGUUUUUGUAUUCGAUAGCUGUCAUGGUCGGCAUCCCUGUUCAAUUGUUCCCUCCGGUCAGGAUCCUCGAGGGCCAGAUCUUCGGCCGUCGCUCCGGCAAGCGAGACACCUUUACCAAGUGGAAGAAGAACGGCUUCCGCACUCUUCUGACCGUCCUGUGUGUAUUGGUGUCUAUUCUUGGGGCCAACAACUUGGAUCGCUUUGUCGCCUUGAUUGGCUCUUUUGCCUGCGUUCCCCUCGUCUACAUCUAUCCUCCACUUCUCCAUUAUAAGGGCGUCGCUGAGACGAGGGCUGCAAAGGCUGGUGACAUUGCCCUAAUCGUCGUUGGCACCGUUUGCAUGAUAUACACCACUAUUGUCACCGUGGUCAACAGUUUUAUUCAGUAACUUUACUGGAAGUCCAUCGAGGCCGGUGGUUUGAAAUGAGCAUUUAAGGGGGAAUUUUGAGAUCAAAUCUCGUAACAAAAGAUGUACCGUCCAGACGGAUUUUAGCCAGUGGCAUUUAUCGGACAGAUCAUGAUUCGUCUCUGAUGGUUGGGGCGGAAAUAACGACAUGAUCGCAUAUGAUUAGGGAUAAGACGACACAUGCAAAAGUUCAGGCGUUGGAUAUUGAUUGGUAGUACAUUUGAAAGGCUG